Molecule: messenger RNA, 2148 nt
Organism: Aspergillus niger
Lineage: Eukaryota; Fungi; Ascomycota; Eurotiomycetes; Eurotiales; Aspergillaceae
Exons: 6
Coding region: 1-2148 (715 amino acids)
Source: RefSeq, a predicted model, not a curated record
AUGACGCCGUCCCGGAGGCCAUGGUGCAACGAUGGUCUCGCCCGCCCCUCUCAUGCCGCUUUUGUCGAGCGAAGAAGCUGCGGCCAGGGUCCAUCGGAUACUUCGGACGAACUGCGGGGAGCUCAUCUAUCUGGCAAUCAGCCCACUGCUGCGACGGUCUCCACACAACAGCCAGCACCAACUAUACCAUCCACUUAUAGCCAGACCACAAUCGCUUUACAUCCGAAUGACAUAUCAAGCCGGGUCACCAGGCUAGAAGAGGCUGUUUUUGACCGAAUCCAUGUGCCCCGGGAUCCGCCUAGUAUUGCUACUGCUACCCAAGGCAGCAACAACACGAACCAGAGCUUGAUCACACGUGGCGCACAGGGCUCGAGCAAUGGAUGUGUCACUCCGCUUACAUUAUUACCCCUAGCUUCAGCACAAAGACGCAUUGCUGAUCUUCAUGACUACAUGCGAAAUACGAACAGUUUAUCCAGGUGUCUUCCCCCUUGGACUCAGGCUCGCCAACUAUUAGAUCACUUCAACGUAGUCAUCCAGCCGACAUUCGGAGUCUUCCACAUCCCAUCCACAAGAGAUUUACUGGAAGAAACAUACAGGGGUAUACUCGAGGGCGAGGAGCCAAGCCCCACGGUCUUGGUACUGUUUUUCAGUAUCUUCGCUGGGGCUGUGCUGGUUGCAACUCCCGAACUUCUGCAAUUGCUCAACGCAACACAAGCGGAAGCCAAAGCAGCCUUCACUGCAUAUGUGCGUUUAGCUAUCUGCAUAUUAGACAAUCCAAUUCAAUCAGUGCCGCCAUCAACAAUUGCUCUCGAAGCCAUCAGUGCCUUGGCCCGCGUUCUCUUCCAUGCGGAUUGGUAUUCCCACAAAGCCCAAGCACUCAGAGUCGACGCGAUAUGCAUGGCUCGAUCGAUGCAAAUCCAUCGGCUAGACACAGUUCAAAGGCGAGAGGAAAGGAAACGUUCAGGAUACAAUGCCAUCGAGGUCGAAGUACAGCGACGAGCAUGGUGGCACCUAGUCUCCUCGGACUGGAUCAGCGCAUUUUCGCAAAGCCCACAAGAAGGCACAUACCUCAUCCACCCAAAACACAUGAAAGUAAACCAUCCAAGCAACAUCGACGACGAGUUCUUAACGCCCACAGGACCAGAGCACAGCUUUCCCCUAUCAGUCCCCACCUCCAUGUCAGUAUUCAUCUUCAGAAUCCACUACGCAGAACUAUGCCGCGAAAUCAUCGACACCCUGGGCACCACACUCCUCGAAUCCGACCAACCUGACUACGAGACCCUACUCGAAAUCGACGGCAAAUUCCACACCUUCAUCCAAUCCCUACCAUUAUUCCUCCGAAACGACCCCGCCAGCAUCCAAAAAAGCCAAGACAUAACCCAACAGCGACCCUACCUAGCCUGGCAACGAACUGUCGCCCAUCUAAGCUUUCACGUCCGCCUCUGCCGCCUCCACCGCCCCUACCACCGAGAAGGCCUAACGAACCCCAAAUUCGCCUACUCUCGACUAACCUGCAUUCGCUCCGCCCAAACUGUCCUCGACCUCCGCCACUCCCUAGAAGACACAGGCGUUCUCUCCGGCUUCAAUCCCUCAGAUUAUAGCCUUGUCAUGAACCAUGUUUUCUUCGCCGCCAUGGUCCUAGCCACGGACGUCUCCAUGAACCCAACUGCUCCGGGCGCAGAUACCCGCAAGCAGGAAGUGUUAGAUGUUAUCCAUGUGCUGGAGAAAUCGCAGAAUGUGUCGGCGUCGCUCAUGGAAGCGAUUCGGAAGAAUACGCAGACGUUGUUGUCCAUUCUUCAGGACGCUCAGAGGGAAUUGCAACAACAGGGAAGGUCACCUAAAGAAAAUGAUAUUGGUUCUGUGCCGUCUGGAUCGGGUGGGACGAAGUCAAGCGCUGCUCCAUCACAGCCACGGUCUGUUGGGGUAGAUGAGAACAUGACAAAUGUGGCCAGCGGGCAUCUUCCUUUCACGGCUAGCAUGCAUGGCUCGAGUCAUGAAGAUGAGGACCCAAUGUGGAGCGGAGCAAGAAGGAAUAGCUGGGGUCAGCUGUGGUCUGAUCUCUUCAAUGUGGCGCCGGAAAUGGAUGCGCUGCAAUGGGAUCUGUUGUUGAAUGAUUCUGACUUGCCACUUCAGUCGAACUUCUAUUGA